UACUUGUCUCCCGCGGGGCAGAAGGCGUGCCCGCCGCUGGCAUAGCCGCUAUGUAGCGGCGGGGCCGGUAUCCUCCUGGUUGUUGUGGAAGGUGCUUGGGCUCCACUGCCGUCGCAGCCCCUGGACGUCUAAGUCGCCAGCCUGGGCCCCUGUGGCUGAGCAGAGCCGCCGCCGCCAUGUUUGGCUGCUUGGUGGCGGGGAGGCUGCUGGGGAGCUGAAGCUCCGUCUAGAUCACUCGCCUAAACUCGCGGAGGGCGUGCGAUGUACAUGUGGCCUUUGAAUCUAGCCCGUGGCGUCCUGCUCAUCAAAGAUGAGGGUGCUCGGAGCUGGUGGAUCUGCUGGUUCCUUUUGGAAGGCGUCUAAUAAAAAUAUGCCGGAGCGAAUUGUGCAAACAGCUGCACAGCAAGUGGCUGAAGAUAAAUUCGUUUUUGACUUGCCUGACUAUGAAAAUAUCAACCAUGUUGUGGUUUUCAUGCUGGGAACAAUCCCAUUUCCUGAGGGGAUGGGAGGAUCUGUCUAUUUUUCCUAUCCUGAUUCCAGUGGAAUGCCAGUGUGGCAACUCUUAGGAUUUGUCACGAAUGGAAAACCAAGUGCCAUCUUCAAAAUUUCAGGUCUUAAAUCUGGAGAAGGAAGCCAACACCCUUUUGGAGCCAUGAAUAUUGUCCGAACUCCAUCUGUUGCUCAGAUUGGAAUUUCAGUGGAAUUAUUGGACACUUUGGCUCAGCAGACUCCUGUAGGUAAUGCUGCUGUAUCCUCAGUUGACUCAUUCACUCAGUUCACACAAAAGAUGUUGGACAACUUCUACAAUUUCGCUUCGUCAUUUGCUAUCUCUCAGGCCCAGAUGACCCCAAAUCCAUCAGAAAUGUUCAUUCCAGCAAAUGUGGUUCUGAAAUGGUAUGAAAACUUUCAAAGACGACUAGCACAGAACCCUCUCUUUUGGAAAACAUAAUUUGAAUAAAAUAAUUUUUAAUGGA
Messenger RNA from Myotis daubentonii (Daubenton's bat), 974 nucleotides. RefSeq names its product heat shock protein nuclear import factor hikeshi (gene HIKESHI). Lineage: Eukaryota; Metazoa; Chordata; Mammalia; Chiroptera; Vespertilionidae. Gene Ontology annotation, cellular component: cytosol; nucleus. The record is from RefSeq and is a predicted model, not a curated record. Gene Ontology annotation, molecular function: nuclear import signal receptor activity; Hsp70 protein binding. Gene Ontology annotation, biological process: protein import into nucleus.